Entrophospora sp. SA101 is the source of this 201-nucleotide messenger RNA. The record is from the annotation of a GenBank genome assembly. NCBI's taxonomy places the organism in Eukaryota, Fungi, Glomeromycota, Glomeromycetes, Entrophosporales, Entrophosporaceae.
AUGUUUUGUGAAAAAAUUUCAUUGAAUAUUGAUAGGUCAUCAGUAACAAAAAUUUUACUUGAUAAAGAAAAAUGGUUGGAUGCUUCGUCUAUAACCCAUCAUAAUGCUUUUUGCUGUAGACAAGUGAGGUUUCCUGAACUAGAAAAGGCAAUGAACAUAUGGAUUGGACAAGUCAGUGCAAAUGGCCUAACCAUCGUUUGA